UAUGAAGAACGGGUGUGAGACCUUGGAUAAUUGCAGUGGCUUGACUCUUAAGUUCUUUUCGCCGCUUUUUAAACGUGAAAAGUCGAAAUUUCUACGGAUUCCAUUCCGCGUUUACUCUCGAAGUCUCCGCGCUAUUACGGCUGUUUUGAAACGCGUUUAGACUUCGGUUCAUCUUAAGCAACUUUUAAAAAGUUAGCCAACGAACCAAAAAACGACUGAUCGCCUCAAAAGGGAUCCACCAUCAAGAAACAAUGGACAUAUUUGUGGUGUUCCUUCUGAAGUGUAAAGCGGCCUGGGACAGUCUGACCAGUUGCAUAGGUUCCAAAGUCUCGUCAACCGUGGAGCCAACUCACCCGGUACCAAUCCGCGAGCGGACCCAGUCCCACCAAUCGAACCAGCCGAGUCAACAUGGCAGCCAAGAGGAAGACUAAAAAACGCGUCCGCAUUAAUCCAAACCGACCGAAAUCGGCCCGACCGCGCCCACCCUCGAAAAAAAGGGCCACAGCACGAAAACCGCGUCGAGGGCGCCGGCCUGUGUCCUCGAGACGCCCCACGGCCAAGCGACGCCCCUCCAUCCUAGUCAACUCGCCGCGGAAAGCGAGGAAGUCGCGAUCCCGCUCGCUGAGCAAGCGGUCCGCCUCGGUCUCCGCUAGAGCGCGCUCGGUGUCCUCUCGGCGCUCGAAAUCUCGCUCCCCGUCCAAGUUCAAGCUCCCCAAGAUCAGACUGCCGUUUCAGAGGGCGUCCAAAGCCAGUCCGCGGCGACUCAGUCUUGCGUCCCUCGGGUCGCGCUCUGGACGAAGGGAUUCCUGCUCGGCCUGCCGGAAGGCCUCUCUCGACGAGGCCCGAGCUGCCAGCGCCGCCAGGCCCAAAUCCUCGUCGCCCAUCAAGCUACCCAAAAUCAACUUCAACUCGUUCUUCAGUUCCAGGAGGCUCAGGAGGAAGAAGAAAUAAUGAAACAACGAA
This is a messenger RNA of Bemisia tabaci, 963 nucleotides long. The record is from RefSeq and is a predicted model, not a curated record. NCBI's taxonomy places the organism in Eukaryota, Metazoa, Arthropoda, Insecta, Hemiptera, Aleyrodidae.